This is a messenger RNA of Betta splendens (Siamese fighting fish), 5557 nucleotides long. RefSeq names its product Bardet-Biedl syndrome 12 (gene bbs12). The record is from RefSeq and is a predicted model, not a curated record. The transcript is spliced from 4 exons. Bases 3338 to 5263 code for a protein of 641 amino acids. Lineage: Eukaryota; Metazoa; Chordata; Actinopteri; Anabantiformes; Osphronemidae. Gene Ontology annotation, molecular function: ATP binding. Gene Ontology annotation, biological process: chaperone-mediated protein complex assembly; photoreceptor cell maintenance.
AAGUGGCAAGUGUGUCAUCGUCUUGAACCUGGACAGGCACACCGACACAAAGGUUCCUCACAGUAGAAUCUGAUUUUUAGGCCCAAAGAUAAGAACCUCCUGUUUUAUUUGACUUUAGCUCAAGGAAGUUUUGGGACAUCAAGGAUUAUAUGUCUUUUCAAACAACUUUGAAUUUUGCCUAGUUGAUAUGGUUCAUUUCAACUAGCAGGUUCAUUUCAACCAUCCCUGUGGUACUACAAAGCUAAUCCUUGUAAACACUGUACUGUAUGGAAGAUUCAUCAUUAACAUGAACAAACUGGAAUCUGUUGAACAGAUUUAAUUCCAAUGCUCUUCCUUUUACACUUGAGUUUUAGAGUCUGGGUGAGAAAGGCUGAGUUAGGCUCUCAAAUUAGCUAUACUGUAACUACUGUAUGUUUAGGUCUAGGAGUAAUAAGUCUGAGGUACAAAUUGCUGCUACACCUCCACUUCGACCUGUAAAAUCAUAGUUGAUGUGACUCAUUGGAGUCGACCUGUAAGACUGCAACUCUCAUUUAUUAGCCAUAAAGCCCACAUUGUCUACUGGACAUAAACAUAAGACACACCGACCAGAGGGAGAGGGGGAAGUCAUAACUGGAAGUAAAGUUAGGCACUAAGCUAGCAGAGAUAACGAUAGAUAAAUGUGAAGAUUAGCAGGACGUUUAAUGAAAAGAUGCUUGAGUAUUGCAAGCUUGUUUUGCGACUCUUAGCAGUCGCUACCAGAUAUAAGGCGAUAAUAUUUAGAAAAGAGCGGAGAGCAACGCCGUACACAGGUAGUGGCAGCAAACCUCGGUAACAGGAAGUGACUUGAUAUGCUUAUCAUCAUCCAGUCAGGCAACGUGUCCGUCUGUUGGGAGUUUGACAUACAUUGUGAAAAGUUUCAAUAUUCUAGGCUUAAAGUCUCCCACUGUAAUCAGCCAAUCAAGCAAAAGAAGUUUCAUCCAAAACCACCACACACAGACGGAUCCUGGACACGGGCUUUAAAUGUCAUAUUGUUCUUGUCAAGCUGCUUCUGAACAACAGACUUUAGCAGUGACUUACCUGGGCUAAAGGAAAAAAAAGAACUGGUCUGUUGCUCAGUGGUCCAAAGUCCUCUUUUCUGAUAAGGACAACUUUUGCAUUUCAUUUGGAAACCGAGGCCCCAGAGUCUGGAAGAGGAAUGAAGAGGAGAGGCUCACAGUACAAGAUGCUUGAUGUUUCCACAGUCUGUGCUGAUUUGGGGAGCUAUGAUAUCUGCUGGCUUUGGUUCAUUGUGCUUCAUUAAGUCCAGGGUCAACCCAGCCGUCUACUAGAAGAUUUUGGAGCACUUUAUGCUUCCGUCUGCAGACAAGCUUUAUGGGGAUGCUGACUUCAAUUUCCAGCUGGAUUUGGCACUUGCCCACACUACCAAAACCUGGUUCAAUGAUGGUGAGAUUACUGUGCCUGAUUGGCCAGAAAACUUGCCUGACCUGAACCCUAUAAAGAAUCUAUGGGGCAUUUCCAAGAGAAAGAGGAGAGAUGUGAGACCGAGCAAUGCCAAAGAGCUGAAGGCCUCAGCAGUGCCACAGGCUAAUCCAUGCCAUGCCGCAAUGAGGCAGUAAUUGCUGCAAAAGGGGCCCAAACCAGUACAUAUGCAUACUUAUACUUUUCAGAGGUCUGAUCCUUGUUUUAUUGAUUAAAAUUUUAGAUUGAGGAUUGGAGGUUUUCAUGAGCUCUACACAAUGAUCAUCUCAAUUAUAACACAUCACAUCUGAGUCUAUCUCAUAUUAAUUUCAUAUUUUAAGUUGCUUUACUGAAAAAAAUGGACUUUUGUAUCACCUGUAAAUUCGAAACACAUUCUUUUGGCGUUUUGCUGCAUCAACACUGUUUUACAGUCGCUCCAUAAAACGUGGGUUAGUUGCUACCAAACUUGUUUAAUCAGGAAAUGUGUUUUCUAACAAGCCCCACAAAUGACCUGAUGUCUAAGGUAAACAUUGGAACUGCCUGUGUACAUACUGGCUCCAUUGUUCCCCAUGUACACACAGCGGCAUCAGCUUGGUCGGGUGGAAUAAUGGCUGCUGCUUGAUGCUUUGAUGCCAUAAACUUUAUGGAGUGACAGGAUAAAGACCCUGAUUUUACUGUUGGAGAGAAACCGACCAGGUCUACAUUUUAGGUCUAGAGUUUACAUGUUUAAACAAUAAAACAAACUUCUUGUGCCACCGUAUGUUCACGUCAGAUGGUUUGGGCAAUGUACUGAUUAAACGUAUGAAGCCCUUUGAGGCAGAUUUGUAUUUUUAUUUGUAUUAUCUAUAAUUUCAUAAUACUUAUACCAGGGGAUGUAUUACUUGUGUUUCAUCGGCUGCGUCAUUCAUAUGGCGUCUGUCCUGGUUCUGGUUCUAGCCCAGAGGUGGGCAAACUUGGUGCUCAAGGGCUGCUGUCCUGCUGGUUUUCUAACUCUCCCUGCCCCAGUUACCGCUGAUUACCUCGCCCAGGUGUGUUCAGUCAGUUGAAAAAGCUAACUGACACACCUGGUCAAAGUGAUCAGCAGGGAGAGUUGGAAAACCAGCAGGGACAGCAGCCCUCGAGGACCAGCAGUGCCCACCCCUGCUCCAGCCCCUGGCAUCACUACCAAAUUCUAAAAGACAGUAUUGUUGGCACCUGAGCUGCUGUUAUUGCACUUGUUCAAAGUGCCAAGUUUUACUGGAUUUGUUGUCAUGGCCUUUAAAUUUUCACUCUCCUUCAAUGUUGAUGUUUGACUGUUUUCACAGCUUUUGACCCAUGUGUUUCAUGCAACUGUUGAUUUGCUUAACUGCUAGUAUACAUAUACAUACAGGAAAUGCUUUGGUUUCCUGUGUAUGUGAUGCAGCAGAGUGUUUAGCAGUCUUGUGAAUGGAGUAGCAUGUUUACCUUGUACUAGUUAGACCAGCAGAAAGAAUUUCCAGUGUCCUUCAGGAACUUGGUACCGAGGAGCUAUUCAUUUAAGUGUGGAGACGUGUGGGACAAAGGGGACCAGUCGCUGUCCCCAGUGGUGACACUGGUUCUGGUGGUGGAAGGCAUCGCACACACAACGCGAUGGUGAAGAAGCGCAGUCGACACCCAGUGAAGCUGCUGAUUGUGGUCAGUGAGUGUUAAACGCAGGGCAGCAGGUGUGAGCGAGGCGCCACCGGCACACGACGCGACAGCAGGUCGACGUUUGGGUUCAGAGUCUGAAACACCAGAAUCUCAGGAGGCCAGCGUGGUUUUCAUCCCCUCAAAGGUCAAAGGAAUAACACGAGAGCUGACCAAUAGAAACCCCGGCUUUGACGUGACGUCACACUAUCACCCUAUCACACGAAGAAACAAAUGGACUGUGGCACCUCAGAAAAUGCCGGCAAGUACAGUUUUGAAUCAACGUCAACACAUUGGACUGCAGAAGCUCUCAGCACUGGCCGGAUUCUCACAUUCUGCUUUGGGUCCCAAUAAAACGUAUAAGUUUAUCCAAGAUGAUGCCAGUGGGGAGUCGGCUCUUGUGAGCUCGUGUGUUCGCCUCUUUGAGAACCUGGAGCUGACCUGUGCUGUGGGUCAGUUGGUUUAUGAAACCAUCCAAGCCCACCACAGCGUGUACCGCACAGGAUCAGGAAGCCUGCUGUUCCUUGCAGGAGCGUGGAGCCGUGCUGCUUUGGAAUGCCUUCAGAGAGGAAUUUCAGUAUCACACAUCAUCUCAGCCAUGUCUGAAGGGAUUGGGAUAUGCUUGGAUGUGUGCAAUAAAUGCAGUAUACCAGUGGAGAAUCUUAGUGUAGCUCAUUCAGAGAGCUUUACUGCAAUGCCUUUUGAUGUAAGACUUCAGCAGCUGAAGAAACCCGUCGUAGAGCCUUCACAAACAUCAUCCAACAUGCACAGAGAGCACAAAGUUAGUCAGAAAGCUACAAGUACAGUGGGACAAGUGAAAAUAAAGCUCAGCAGACAUUUUUGUGAGACCAGAGUUGAAAAUCUUUCCACAGACUCACAGCCCCCUGAGCCUCAAGGUCCCAACAUUGCACACAUUGCUGGUGGAUUAAGCCACGGUUCUGCAGAUGCAAUGAAGUUAGCUGUUGAAGCCAGCUAUUUGCAGUCAGAACGAAAUCAACAAGCUAACAGCUCUGUCACCUUUGACAUUUCUAAAGUGGUCACAUGUUUGCUCCCUGGCCUAUCUGAGGAACAUGCAUGCGUUUUACCAGGCUGCAUUCUUCUCUUAUCUGCUGAACAGGCUUCGGUUGCACGUCACUUAAAAAAUCAACACAUACGGGUUGCUCUUAUCACUGGUGAUUUAUCAUAUAAUUAUCGCCAUCUAGGCUUUAGUAGAGCAGCAGGUUUACAUCGGGUGAGUGACCAGCCAGCUUUGUUAAGUUCAAGCAAAGAGGAUGAAUGGUUGGGAAAAGUUGUGACACUUUUGCUGAGCUUGGAAGUGAACCUGAUAUUAGUCAGUGGACUUAUGUGUGACACACUGAUUCAGUGCUGUUGUGGACACAAUAUACUUGUGGUGGAAAAGGUGAAGGCUUCUAUUUUGAAAACGUUUGCCAGUGCAACAGGAGCUGUUCCAGUGACAUAUGCCUCACAGUUGAGCAGGCAGUGUGUUGCCACCGGGGUGAAGGUUGAGCUAUGGAGGGACCUUGGUUACCAGUACAGAAAGCAUAUGACAGCUGUGAAUAUUUCCACUUGUAGGAACAGUGGAUUAGUUACAGUGAUCCUCACAAGCUACGUACAAGGCAAGCUGCAGGCCCUGGAGGACCAGUUUUGGGCCUGUGCUUCUCGGUUGCACCAUGCGUUGAAAGACAGAGCCCUCCUGCCUGGUGCAGGAGAGACAGAGAUGCUUUGUAUCCAUCGCCUUCAGAAACAAGCAAAGUACUGCACAAAUUGGGAUGGUGACACGGUCCAACGAGCCACAACGGACACUGGGACAACCCACUAUAAGGGGGAGGUGUUGCAUCUCAUGGCAGAUGGAUUAAUUGAUUACAUAUGUACUGUAAUGGUUAACACUGGAAGGACCUCAAAGGUCAGAGCUAGGACUGUGGUCAGUCAACAACUGCAGGACUGUAAUGGACCUAUCGCACAGUUCUCACAGCUUUUCUUAGAGGAUGAAAGGGAGGAAGGUGUCUCCUCCUCACCCAUAAAAACACAAGCAAUAAAAAUCUAUGAUAAUCUAAGUGUGAAGCAAGAAGCAUGGAGAAAAGCCUUAGAUGUCGUGUUUCUGGUCUUGCAGACUGAUGCAGAGCUCAUCACAGGAAUGGACCACGAAACAGAUCAUGUGGAGGAAAAUGUGAUGCUGUUGUGAUCUUCAUGCAAAUGUUGUAAAUUAUUGUUUUCUUUUUUUUCUUUUGUUGUUUUUAUUGAUAGAGUCAAUGAUUGAACUUUUAAGUCAUUUCAUUUUCUGCCACAUGGGGGAGACAAAUUACAGUGACGUUACAGUCUGUGCACCCAAACAUGUACAUGGGUAAACUGUUAAAAACAUCUGAUUAAUAUUUAAUCUGAGCAAAGAAAUCUGACUGGACAUUCAACAUUGUUUGGUUUUUGGUAGGACUCACUGGAAGUGCUGCAUGUUCCUCACAGUAAAACCCCUAAAAUUCUC